This is a messenger RNA of Drosophila navojoa, 2446 nucleotides long. RefSeq names its product polypeptide N-acetylgalactosaminyltransferase 2 (gene Pgant2). Lineage: Eukaryota; Metazoa; Arthropoda; Insecta; Diptera; Drosophilidae. Gene Ontology annotation, biological process: protein O-linked glycosylation. Gene Ontology annotation, molecular function: polypeptide N-acetylgalactosaminyltransferase activity. The record is from RefSeq and is a predicted model, not a curated record. Gene Ontology annotation, cellular component: Golgi apparatus.
UCAGUUAAAACAGAAGAAGAAGAAUCAAUAAACAUGCGUCGCAACAUCAAAUUAAUUGUCUUCGUCAGCAUCAUCUGGAUGUUCGUGAUGGUUUACUAUUUCCAAUCCAGCACGGAGAAGAUUGAGAAUCGUGCUUUACGCUUACGUGAGGUGGCAACAGCCAUGCAACAGUACCAGGACGACAUGACGGCCGGUGCAUCGACAGCUCGACAAUGGGCGCCCGCCGCCGCCAACUCCGGCCUGCGUGCCGCUGGAGCUGCUGCGGGCGAUGACGAUCCUGGUGGCAACGUCAUUUUAAUCGGCUCCGUCAAGGACUUUGAACGCAAUGCGGUGCAUGGACUCAAGUUGAACGGCAUCGUGGCUCUGGAGGAGACAUCUCAGGGCGCCAAUGCUGUCGGCCCUGUGGCGGGACGUCUGUCCGUCGGCGCUAGUGCGCGAACUGGCGGCGAGGUCGAAUACUUUGAUGAGGCCGGCUACAUACGAGGCGGAGGACUGAGAAGCGGCGAGGAUCCCUAUAUAAGGAAUCGCUUCAAUCAGGAGGCCAGUGAUGCGCUGCCCAGCAAUCGAGAGAUACCAGACACCAGGAAUCCCAUGUGUCGCACGAAAAAAUAUCGCGAAGAUCUGCCCGAGACGAGCGUGAUUAUCACCUUCCACAAUGAGGCUCGAUCUACGCUGUUGCGCACAAUUGUGAGCGUUCUGAAUCGCAGUCCAGAGCAUUUAAUUCGCGAAAUAGUGCUGGUGGAUGAUUACAGUGAUCAUCCCGAGGACGGCAUGGAGCUGGCCAAGAUCGAUAAAGUGCGCAUCAUACGCAAUGAUAAACGUGAGGGUCUGGUUAGAUCUCGAGUUCGGGGCGCCGAUGCCGCUGUUAGCAGCGUCUUGACCUUCCUCGACAGCCACGUCGAGUGCAAUGAACAGUGGCUGGAGCCGCUGCUGGAGCGCGUGCGCGAGGAUCCGACGCGCGUCGUCUGCCCCGUCAUCGACGUAAUUAGCAUGGACAACUUCCAGUAUAUUGGCGCCUCGGCGGAUCUACGUGGCGGCUUCGAUUGGAAUCUGAUCUUCAAAUGGGAAUACCUCAGCCCCGCCGAGCGAGCGGCCAGGCACAACGAUCCGACCACGGCCAUACGCACGCCCAUGAUAGCGGGCGGCCUGUUCGUGAUCGACAAGGCCUACUUCAACAAACUGGGCAAAUACGACAUGAAAAUGGAUGUCUGGGGCGGCGAGAACUUGGAGAUCUCGUUCCGAGUCUGGCAGUGUGGCGGCAGCCUAGAGAUCAUACCCUGCAGCCGAGUGGGUCACGUGUUCCGCAAGCGCCAUCCCUACACCUUCCCCGGCGGCAGCGGCAACGUCUUUGCCAAGAACACACGGCGCGCCGCCGAGGUCUGGAUGGAUGAAUACAAGCAGCAUUACUACAAUGCCGUACCACUGGCCAAGAAUAUUCCCUUCGGCAACAUCGAUGAUCGUCUGGCUCUCAAGGAGAAACUGCAGUGCAAACCUUUCAAAUGGUAUCUGGAGCAUGUUUAUCCCGAUCUGCAGACACCCGACCCACAGGAUGUGGGACAAUUUAGACAGGAUGCGACCGAAUGCUUAGAUACAAUGGGUCAUAUAGUAGACGGCACUGUGGGUCUCUUCCCCUGCCACAAUACGGGCGGCAAUCAGGAGUGGACUUUCUCGAAGCGCGGAGAGAUCAAGCACGAUGAGCUCUGCUUGACGCUCGUGCAGUUCUCGCGCGGCUCUCAGGUGAUUCUCAAGCCGUGCGACGAGUCGGAAAACCAACGCUGGAUCAUGAAGGACGGCGGCCUGAUCAAGCACAGCAAGAUCAAUGUGUGCCUGGAUACGCGGGAUCACCAUGAGCAGGGCAUCAGUGGGCAGCGCUGCAAUUCGGCCUUGGCCACGCAACGUUGGGUCUUCGCCAAAUACGCGUGAGAGCUGGCAGCACGGGGCGAGCCAACGGAGACGACCAACUAAGUAAAGCAAAACAAAACCAAGUUACUGCAACUCCCUGAAAAACGACGUUCUGCUGGCAAGGAGAAAGUGGGAGUGAGUGGACGUGAUAUAUAAGCUAAAUGGAUUUAAAGAGGCGCAGAUUGAUGAAGCGGAUGACGAUGUUGUUGUAUGUGGUUCCUAUGUUUGAGCUACGGUUAACCACACACAUGCACACACACACAGACACACACACACACACACUAUACACACAUAGAUACGACAAGUACAAGAAAUGGUUUGACAAGAAUAAGUUUCAACUAUACGAUAUUUAAGUUAAAAGUUGGAUGUGCAUAAGUCUAUCCGUUGGGGCUAACAAAAAAUUGUUGAAAUACAUUCUCAUAUGUAUGUGUAUGUAUUUGUAUAUGUAUGUAUUCAUUUUCCAACACGAUGCAGGCGAUUCAAAGAUGAAGAAGAAGCAUAAGGAUUAAAACACGUACUUAGACUGAUUAAUUUUUUGUAUAUU